AUGGCCGACGGGCACGGCUGGUGGAAGCUGACGUUCCUGCGGAGGCGGCAGGCGGCGGCCCCGGUGCUGUACGAGAGCCCCCAGGGCCCCGCGGCGCCCGGCGGGGACGGCGCGGACGGGACGGACCCCGAGGGCGGCCCCGGCUUCGCCGCCCGCCUCGAGAAGAUCGUGGACAAGAGCGCCAAGGGCAAGCACGUCAAGGUCUCGCACUCCGGCCGCUUCAAGGAGAAGAAGAAAGUGCGGGCGACGCUGGCCGAGCACCCCAACCUGUGCGAGCGCCAGGAGCAGUGA
This is a messenger RNA of Melozone crissalis (California towhee), 291 nucleotides long. It is a transcript of the gene PRR15L, whose product is annotated as proline rich 15 like. NCBI's taxonomy places the organism in Eukaryota, Metazoa, Chordata, Aves, Passeriformes, Passerellidae. The record is from RefSeq and is a predicted model, not a curated record. Bases 1 to 291 code for a protein of 96 amino acids. The transcript has a single exon.